Molecule: messenger RNA, 3025 nt
Organism: Lepisosteus oculatus (spotted gar)
Lineage: Eukaryota; Metazoa; Chordata; Actinopteri; Semionotiformes; Lepisosteidae
Product: 5-aminolevulinate synthase, erythroid-specific, mitochondrial-like
Biological process (GO): heme biosynthetic process; erythrocyte development; hemoglobin biosynthetic process
Cellular component (GO): mitochondrial matrix; mitochondrion
Molecular function (GO): pyridoxal phosphate binding; 5-aminolevulinate synthase activity
Source: RefSeq, a predicted model, not a curated record
GGCGGGGCAGGAGUUCGGAGUCUGUGGCGCGGAGGGCGUCGGCGGUGUCGGUGUUAUCGGGGCGCGCGCUCCAGCCCUCCAGGCUCGGGGGUGAUAAAGUCGGGCUCCCUGAGCCAAUCACGAGCAGCGCGUGCACCCAGACCCCCCCUCUCCCCCCCCCUGUCGGUGCUAUAGCCCCGCACAGCGAGUGGCUGAAGUGCUGUUUUAACGUUCGUCCUCAGUGCAGGUCAACAGUGUGAACACAGCUCCAGUCAGUCAUGGCUGCUUUCUUGCAUCACUGUCCCUUCCUGACCACGGUGCCCAGGCACGUCCUGUGCAAGGCCGGGACCUCCCUCUUCAACCUGGCUGACCACUGCCCCGUCCUCGUCCGCGGAGUGGCCUCCACUGCUGCCCGGCAGCAGAGGGCCAGAGAGACUGCCCCAGGAGGCUCUCCUCCCCAGCGCUCUCUGGCUCAGGCUGCUGCCCAGGCGGCGGUGUCCAUGGCCUCCAGCUGUCCCUUCGUGUCCUCCCAGAUCGGGGUGGUCAAGGCCAGCCCGGAGCUGCAGGAGGACAUCCAGGCCGGGGACAAAGGUGCCAUGGGCUCGGUUCUGAAGGGGCUGCAGUCGACUCUGAAGAAGAUGCAGGGCUUCGCUGCUGGGUCCGCUGCCCCUGUCUCCCACCUCAUCAAGGACAACAUGAUAACAGAGGGGCCUUGCUUUGAGUACGACAGCUUCUUCGAAUCCAAGAUCGUAGAGAAGAAGAGUGACCACACCUACCGUGUCUUCAAGACGGUGAACCGGCGAGCCGAUGUCUUCCCCUUCGCUGAGGACUACUCCCACCCCUCCACCGCUGCCAAGCAGGUGUCCGUGUGGUGCAGCAACGACUACCUGGGCAUGAGCCGCCACCCCCGCGUGCUGCAGGCCAUCCGGGACACUCUGGACCAGUACGGAGCGGGCGCGGGGGGCACCCGCAACAUCUCGGGCACCAGCAAGUUCCACGUGGACCUGGAGCGAGAGCUGGCCGAGCUGCACCACAAGGACGGGGCCCUGGUCUUCUCCUCCUGCUUCGUGGCCAACGACUCCACCCUCUUCACCCUGGCCAAGAUGCUCCCGGGCUGCGAGAUCUACUCGGACGCCGGGAACCACGCCUCCAUGAUCCAGGGCAUCCGCAACAGUGGCGCCCCCCGGCACAUCUUCCGCCACAACGACCCGCGGCACCUGGAGGAGCUGCUGGGCCGCGCAGACCCCGCCACCCCGAAGAUCGUGGCCUUCGAGACCGUGCACUCCAUGGACGGAGCGAUCUGCCCCCUGGAGGAGAUGUGCGACGUGGCUCACCGCUAUGGCGCCCUGACCUUUGUGGACGAGGUCCACGCGGUGGGGCUGUACGGGGCGCGGGGCGCCGGCGUGGGCGAGAGAGACUCCGUCAUGCACAAGAUCGACAUCGUCUCCGGGACUCUGGGCAAGGCGUUCGGCUGCGUGGGGGGGUACAUUGCCAGUACCGCCGCCCUGGUGGACACCGUGCGCUCCUACGCGGCGGGCUUCAUCUUCACCACCUCCCUGCCGCCCAUGGUGCUGGCCGGGGCCCUGGAGUCGGUGCGGGUGCUGAAGGGCCCCGAGGGCCAGGCCCUGCGCAGGGCCCACCAGAGGAACGUCAAGCACAUGAGGCAGCUGCUCAUGGACGCCGGGCUGCCCGUCAUCAACUGCCCCAGCCACAUCAUCCCCAUCCGGGUGGGAAACGCGGAGAAGAACUCCAAGGUGUGUGACGUCCUGCUGGAGAAACACAUCUACGUCCAGGCCAUCAACUACCCCACCGUCCCGCGCGGAGAGGAGCUGCUGCGCCUCGCCCCCUCCCCCCACCACGACCCGGACAUGAUGGACUACUUUGUGGAGAAACUCGUGGAGGCGUGGGUGGAGGUGGGGCUGCCUCUGAGUCAGCCUCUGGCGGCAUCCUGCAACUUCUGUCACCGCCCCCUGCACUUCGACCUGAUGAGCGAGUGGGAGAAGUCCUACUUCGGGAACAUGGAGCCCCAGUACAUCACCGUGUGCGCCUGAACUGAAGAUUCAUACACGUUACUCAAAAAGAUUCAACAUGUAUCGCCCCUCUCUUCCAUGUCCAUAGGCCAUAUCUGCGAAGUUUGGGCUAUUUCUGAAAGUGAUUGUAGGCAGAAACUUGUAACGUGCUACAGGGGCAAACCAAAAUGACAGGUACUACGAGAAAUUAGAUAAAAUUACAAAAUAAACGGACACCAUCGCCCCCCUUGAAAAAGUGCAGACAAAAGCACGUGAUGUAAUAAGAUGGCAACUGGGUUUUCAGCUCCCCAUGUCACAUGACUCACAAACUCAACUAUAACUAUAUCCGCGGUGAGGGUCUUCUUCUUCGUCAUGUAGGUUUCUCUGUUUACAUGACAACUGCUCUACUGAUGUGGCCUUUUAUUUCACAAAGUAAAACCAAAACCCAUCACUUCUACAGAAUGACAAGCAGAUAUGGCCUAUAAACAGGUGUGAGGCGUGAUAUUUAAAAUGAUCUUCUCUUAUUCUAAAUCUUGGCUUUUCUUCCCCCCCUGACCCCAUCCCCGACUGUGGAGGCUCCCCUUUGGAACAGGAUGAGGUUGUGUUGCUGUUCCUUCAUGGACUCCCACUCGGUUUACCACAGACAGAUCCCACAGUUCUCUUCCAUGUGGCUUUCUGUUAACCUCUGGGCAUUUCAAAGCAUAAGGCAUGGGUGAAGAAUUCUACUGCUGGCUGAAGAACGCAUGGUGCUACCUGGAUAGAUCUUCAGAUUGGCACACUGUGUUCUCUCGGCAUGGCGAUACCUGCGCGUUGAGCACUUUCUAGUGUCAGACAGCUACACGGCAGUAAACUGUUCUGCACAGAAGUAGUUCCGGUGGUCAGUCAGCCUGUUUCCAAAAGGCCAGAGUGUCGGCAGAAGACUUCAGCUACUGAGGCUCUGAUUGCAAGACACUGUGGCCACAAGUUCACAGACACUCCAGGUAUCAAACUGCUCUUCUCUCCUGUGAUUGAUUCUUGCUGUUGCCCAUCCAUUGUCA